This is a messenger RNA of Monoraphidium neglectum, 1368 nucleotides long. RefSeq lists its product as hypothetical. Bases 1 to 1368 code for a protein of 455 amino acids. The transcript has 6 exons. NCBI's taxonomy places the organism in Eukaryota, Viridiplantae, Chlorophyta, Chlorophyceae, Sphaeropleales, Selenastraceae. The record is from RefSeq and is a predicted model, not a curated record.
AUGUCGUCCCACGCCCUGGCCAACAGCCCCGCGUUCCUUGCCGCCUGCAUCGCCGCCGUCGCCGCGCUGUUCGGGUCCAUCGCCAUGGGUCCCGUGCGCGUCGGUGCCAGCCUGGCGCUGUUCACGUUCACGUCUGUCGUGCUCUGCCAGUACCGCGGCUGCUGCGGCGCAACGACAGCGAGCACCGCCUACUUUUUGACCCGCAUGGCCUCGGUCGUCGCGGGCUGCGUGUGGGCGGCCCUGGUGUCAAACCUCCUGCUGCCCAGCUACACCAGCGACUGGGCCAUAGAUCAGCUGGCGACCUGCCUGGAGAGGUCUGCGGUCCUGAUCUCAGAUCUCUACAACCACCAGUUCCGCGCCAUGCGCGCCGCCGCCGCGCGCUCGGGCCUGAUCUGCGACGCCGACACCGCCGCCGCGGCCUCCGCCGCCGCCGCCGCGGCCGCCGCCUUCGGCCCCGCCCCGGCGCCGGCCGGGAAGGAUGCGGUUGGCGCUGCAGGGGCGGCGGCGGAAGCGCAGCAGUCGCUUGAGGCGACAGAGUUGGCGCUGGCGGCGCGGCUGCGCCCGGAGGUCGUGGCGCCGCUGCUGGCGGUGCAGGCGGCGCUUGAGAAGGAGAGCGUGUCGUGGCGGCGAGGGCCGCUGGCGACGCCGAAGGUCGCGCGCGACGUGCUGGCGGGGCUGCGGGUGCUGGCCCAUGCGAUCGUGGCCCAGCGCAUCACCCUGUCACCCGCGCCCACCAUGGCCCCCUCGUCACUCACCGGCCACGGCUACUUCUUCAUGGGGCCCCUCCACGACACCUGGGUGGCCGUCGUCGCCUCAGUGCAGGCGCUCGCGGCGGCGGCCGCCGCGCAGCUGCGGCGGCCGACGGACGCGGGCGGCGCGGCGCUCGCGGCGGAGAUCGAGCGGUUAGAGCAGCUGCGCAUGCAGCUUCGCGGCGCCUUCCUCGCCGUCCGCCGCGCCCGCCACUCCUCUGUCCGCCAGCUCUCCCGCCGCUUUGCCUCCUUCGGCCGCUCCUUCGGCGACCUCCCCGCCGUCGCCGCCGCCGCAGAGUCCGCAGCGGCGGCAGCGGCGGCGGCCGGGGGCGGGGCGGAGGGGGCGGCGGCGGCGGCGCGGGCGGCGGAGGGCGUUGAUGGGGGGCUGCGGCUUGAGGUGUCUGAUCUACCUGGGGUUCAGGACAGCGUCCAGUACUUUGCCUGGCAGUUUGCGGCCAGCCGCUGCCUAAACGAAAUCACGGCUGUCGCCCGCCUGGUGCUGUGGGCGUCUGAGAAGCGCCGCCGCCGCGCCGCCGCCGCCGCAGCCCGCGGCGGGCGCCUUGCGCGGUGGGCGGGCGGCGCGCGGGAGCUGGCGGGGCGCGUGCUGGCGUCGCUUUGA